This is a messenger RNA of Acipenser ruthenus (sterlet), 4524 nucleotides long. Its product is annotated as piggyBac transposable element-derived protein 4-like. The record is from RefSeq and is a predicted model, not a curated record. The transcript is spliced from 2 exons. The coding region runs from base 778 to 2163 and encodes 461 amino acids. NCBI's taxonomy places the organism in Eukaryota, Metazoa, Chordata, Actinopteri, Acipenseriformes, Acipenseridae.
CAUGCUUCAAAAACUACUGCGAUCGACUAGCUGUGCGUUUUGCUGCUCUGGUCUUACAACUAUCUGAUGACGGUCAAAUCUCCCUGAUCACGUUGUAGGGGAGGUCACAAGCUGUCCAAUCAUACCUUGACUUGACGUUUGUAGUCCAAUCCAUUACAGAGCAAUCGAUGUGCGAAGUAAACAGAGCCACAUCUAUUGCAAGCAAGCGCCCUGCGUUACGCACAACGGAUCACGGUUUCUUAACAUUUUCUGAUCAUUUUUUAAUUUGUAAAAUUUGUAAAAUCGAACAAAAUGUGGAGCAGUGUUCCAAAGCAUCCCGAACAAAGUCGAUUCAGUGUUUCUGAAGAUUUGGAGGAGAUGGAUAGUAGUGAAAGUGACGGCGAAAGUGAUCAACUUUCUGGGUUGGAGAGCGCUGAUUCAAUGUCUGAAGCAGCAUUUGAAGAUGGAUUGGAUCCUCUUCAGGAUUUUGAGGACACUGAAGAAAACCCUCCCCUCUCAACAAGUGAGAGUUUUGAUGUUUCUCAGCAGAAAAGGAGACGAUCCAUUCCCACCCCUCUCCCUUAUAUCACCUCAAGCAUGCCUGCAAGACCAGUUGAGAGCAGGCGGGCAAGCACCCCCACCCCCACAACCUCAGACCCUGAGGAGAGGUGGAAAUUUGUAACUGAGGACGACGUCGAACCUGUGCAGCACUGCUUCUGUCCUGCAUGAGCACCUGGAGCACAACUGGAUACUUCAAAAAAGUAUUCCCCGCUAGACCUCUUCCAGCUUUACUUCAGCAUGAACGUCGUUCAAUCUUUGUGUACAAACACAAAUAAAAAUGGAAAAAAGCAGCAGGCCCAGGGGAAAAAAUACCAGUGGGAUCCAGUUUCAAUCAAGGAGCUCUACCAGUUUUUAGGAAUCCUAAUUUUCAUGGGGCUACUGACAACUCACACCGUGAGGGAUUACUGGAGUCCACGUAGGCCUUAUGGAAUCCCAUUCUGUCACACUGUGAUGUCCAGGAAGAGAUAUGAAGCCAUCGCUUGGACUCUGCACAUAAGUGACCCAGAGGAAGAUAAAGAGAAUGAUCAGAAGAAAGGAACUCCACAACACGAUCGCCUCUUCCGUCUCAGACCCCUCUUGGAUUCCCUCCUCCUGUCCUGCAAGGCAUACUACCACCCCCGACAGAACCUUUCAAUUGAUGAACGCAUGGUGGCCUCAAAAGCCAGGAUCGGGUUCAAGCAGUACAUGAAAGCAAAGCCGAUAAAAUGGGGCUUCAAGCUGUUCGUGCUGGCUGAUGCCAUCUACACAGGAAAAUCCAAAUCAGAUUCUGGGAAAGGACUGAGUUAUGACUCCGUUAUGAACCUCAUAAAGGUGUCAUACUUAGGCACAGGGUACCAUGUGUAUGUUGACAAUUUCUACACCAGCACAACACUGUUUCGGGACCUUUACAAGCUCAAAUUUGGAGCAUGUGGGACCAUUAGAGAAAUUCUUCAGGGCUUCCCACGGACAAAAGAGAACGCCCUCCCUAAAAAAGCUGAUAGGGGGACAAUUCGCUGGAUACGAAGUGACAAACUGCUGUACACCAAGUGGAUGGAUACACGUGAAGUGACGAUGUGCAGUUCCAUUCAUAAAGUGUACACAGGAGACAAAGUCCAGAGACGGGUAAGGAAUGAAGAUGGGACUUGGGGAAUGCGGAAUGUUCCUGUUCCUACUCCUGUAAAGGCCUACAAUCAGCACAUGGGAGGGGUGGAUUUGUCAGAUGCCCUUAUAAAGUACUACAACAUGGCACAGAAAACCCAAAAGUGGUACAAGAACAUUUUUUAUCAUUUCAUUGACAUUGCUGUUGUCAACAGUUUUUUGCUCCAUAAGGAAUUGGCACAGGCUCAAACUACAAAGGCACUUUCACACAAAACGUUUAGAGAGGAGCUAUGCAAGCAGCUGGUGGACAUCGGGCUUGUGGAGCAGGAGGCCAGUGUGAGUACAGGUAAACUCUGUGUCCCUGUAGCCAUUACAGAGGGCAAGGAACUCGACCCCUCCAUGAAGACCUCCUUCGGGCGUAGACACUGUGCUUUGUGCAAUGAAGGGAAACUCAGGAACAAAACGCCCUGGAAAUGCGAAGCCUGUGAUGUGCCAUUAUGUGUCAUUGUGGACAGAAACUGCUUCAAGAAACGGCACAUGCGUUAGGAAAAAAAGACUUUAUAGCAACUUAGGGAUGUAAGUAAUUUAUUUGUUCAUUUUGUACAGUUCAUGUUUGUUUUUUUCAGGUUUUAGCACUUUGUGGUUGUAAGUAGUUCAUUUGUUCAUUUUGCACAGUUCGUGGUGUUAUUAGGUUUUUGUUCAGUUGUAUUCAGUGUUUGAAAAAGAAAAUAUUUGAUUUGAAGUAAAUACUGUACAAAAAUACAGAAUCAAGUACUGAAAAUUCAGAGCUUCAGAAAAGUCUCAGUAGCAAUUCUCCUGCACAAACAGACAGUUAUGUGAGAGCAAUGUGCCUGACAGUUGUGGCAUAUGGAUUGAGAGGAUUUGUCAUGAAUACUCAUCAUGGAUACAUUUCGGGCACCACAAAGCUCUCCAAAAAGGCCACCUUUUGAAUGAAAUAUUGGACAAAAAAAAAAAAGAGGAUUACAAAAUCUAAUUCAUGUGGCAAUGGAUAGCAUGUGAGGUGCCAGAAGUUAUUCUCCCUGUUAGAACUUGCUCAAGAAACUAGUGUAUCACUGGACAUAAAGAUUUACACAAUGUUCAUUUUUGGAGAGGUUUGGAGAGGUUUGUAAAAACUCCUGUAGAAUUUGAUGCCUUUGUUCAAACAGUUCUAUUUUUUUUACCCAGUAUAGUAGACAUGUUGGUGAAGCACUGGAAAAAAAUCUGGCUCUUUUCAUAUGCUCCAAGUUGAAAAAAUGACUAUAGAACAUAAAAAAAUGAAAAGCGUUUGUUGUUUUUUUAUGUAUUUUUUCUGGAUAUCUCCUUCCAGUGUGGUACUGAGUAAGACUUUUAUAACACCUGAGGUUUUAGUCCUGAUGCCCAAGGGGUUACCUUGAAUUCAAGCCCUGAACCAUGCCUGUGCUGUCUAUACUUUAGAAGAUAUUGUGAUUUAUUGAAGGGCACAGCCCCCCAGGCGGAAAUUGUCUGUGAGGGGCUGGGGUUUUAACAAGUUAAAUGCAGAUUCAGUGCAGACUCUGACCAGUUUAACCAAUGAUCUUUUAAGAAUGAGCUCUGUGAACGCACCCAUUGGAUAAAUCAGUCAGAGUCUGCACAGAAUCUGCUCUGAAUGAUCCCCGUGAACGCACCCAGAAAUCUUCUAUCAGCCGCACACACGCCGUUGCACAGCUGUGAAAACAUUUUGUAAACUAGUCUCAAGUAUGCUACCCCCGUUUGUAGUUAUUUUUUUGACUUACUGAAAUACCGGGCUGCAUUAGGAAAUGCAUCACAGCGUCUUUCAACGUCAUUGUGUUUAAAUGUAUUAAUCAACCUCCCACAAAACUAUGUUAUUAAUGAGGAAAUAAAUGAUUGACACAACAUUAUAUGUUGUUGAUGACAUUAAGAUCAUAAUCCCAUCAUGAUGAGAUAUAUUAUAUAUUUUAUGUGAAAGCAUAUAGAAAACUGUAUAUUUUGUGAUUUUCCCUGUAUUUUAAACACAAUAUUAAUAAAAAAUACAGUCACAAAACACAAAUUACAAAAUACAAUCACAACUCUAAGUCGCCCUGGGUAAGGGCGUCUGCUAAGAAAAUAAAUAAUAUGAGCUCCCCAGUGUCCCAGUGAGGAAAUCCCCGGCCAGAUCCUUAAAAGCACACCUCACCUGCGAGAGCUACCCAACUGGAAACUUUACAUCGAUUGCUUACAAAUGUAGCAGCACUUGUAACUUUUGGCAGAAACGACAAUAAGAAGAAGGGAGUUCCCAUACGAGACCAGUAUGUUUGUGUUACCAUGUAGACAUAACAAUGCAAGUCUAAUAUUGACCAGACUGCACCCAGCUACCUCCAGACCCUCAUCUCUCCCUACACCCCCACUCGACCUCUCCGCUCCGCCUGCACUAAAAGACUGGCUCUACCUCCUUUACGCUCCCCUGCCUCCAGAGCCCGCUCCUUCUCCACCCUCGCUCCGCAGUGGUGGAAUGACCUUCCUACAGAUGUCAGGACUGCCCAGUCCCUGACCACAUUCCGGCACCUCCUCAAGAAUCACCUCUUCAGACAGCACCUAUAGAACUCCUCUGUUUUUCCCUCUGAUCACUUUAUCACCUUCCUUAAUGCGAUUUACUUGCUCUUAUCUGCCCCUAUUUUACUGCAUUUAAUCCUGUACUUUAGAGUACUGUAAUCUGUCAAGUGUUAUUUAAUCUGUAGUAUUUUGUAUUUAAUUAUAUCCUGAUGUAACUAUCACUGACACUGUUAUCUGCUCUGAUAUUGAAUCGUAUUUUGUCACACUUGUACUUUCUUGAACCAAAGUCAUUGUAUUUAUCUUGCUCUUAAUUAUAUUAAUACUUGUACUGUGAUUCUUGAAAUGUAUUUUUGUUUAUGACUGUAAGUCGUCCUGGAUAAGGGCGUCUGCUAAGAAAUA